GGAGGACUGGCAAAUAAAAGCGUGCCGACCUGCCCAUUACUCAGAUUGCAUCGUUCACUCCCGCCGUCAACAUGAGCUGCCUCUCGGUCUUGUGCAUCGUUUCUGCUAUCCUGGCAUCGGCUUUGGUUGCAAAUGCCGAUGUCAUUAGCACAGACUUUCCUCCCGUUGACGGGGAUGGUAGCCAACAUGAUGAUUUUGAUGCAGGGCGUGGACAUGAGUUUAGUCAUGAUGGAGAACACCAUGACCAUGAUCAUAAUUCUAGGCAUCACCAUGGUGAUCAUCAUAAACGACCAGAAGACAUGAAUGGAGACUUUGAUGGUAAAGACAGUUGGAGACACGAUAGUGGUGACCUUGAUGAGUAUGGUGAAGGUCAUGACGGUCACGAUGGUCAUGAUCACGAUGAUCACGAUGGUCAUAAACAUGGACAUGGAUGGCUAUUUUUGGUUGGAGGUGGCGUCUGUUUGUUGAUUGUUGUUGGUCUCAUUGUCACACUUGGCGUUGUCAUGUACAAGUAUAAGAAACGUACUAAAAAGAUAGAUACGGGCAAAUCAUACAAAGAACUGCAGAUGGUGUGAAAGUUUAAAGCUCAACUUGCCAUCUAUUAGGGAUUACUUGUUAGUUAUUAAGUAACUGGAUGUGUCUGCUGUUUGUAGUGUAUUUGACUGCUAGCAAACCAUAAAGCGUAUUAUCGUAUUAAAGUUGUAGUAAUAGUCAAUUGCAGUAGAUGUUUUGCACAUCUAGAUUUAGAUUCAAUGGUUUUACGUUAUGAAUUUAUCUACUGAAUGUCAAGGCUCUGUAACAUCAGCUACACAGUUGAUAUUGGAAAUCA
Messenger RNA from Corticium candelabrum, 829 nucleotides. RefSeq names its product protein catecholamines up-like. The record is from RefSeq and is a predicted model, not a curated record. Lineage: Eukaryota; Metazoa; Porifera; Homoscleromorpha; Homosclerophorida; Plakinidae. Bases 72 to 575 code for a protein of 167 amino acids. The transcript has 4 exons.